GUGCUGCCCAGCAGCUGUAGGACUACGCUGUGCAAUCGGCUGUGGGCCUUAUUUAUCAGCUCCCAGCGGUGACAGCAGUAGCAGCAGUCUGAGUGCAGAGGACAGGCCUGUAAACAAAGCAGACAGACAAACAGACAGGUUCCAUGAGCAUGGCACUUGGGGGCUUGUGUAUGGGAGGGGGGCCUUCUGUCCUCCUCUUCUAGGGGGACCGUCACCCCUUCCAGUCCGGACACAUCUCCCAGCAUCAUGCAGCAGGGGAGCUCGGAGCUCUGGGAGCAGCAGCCCAUGUCAGUGAGCCCCAGGAGUCUGAUCCUCAGCAGAAGGGAGGUGGACAGGAGAGCAGCUCUUCUCUUCCAGCUGCUCCUCAGCUCCUGAUCGCCUCUUUUCCCCUCCUCCCCCCUCUCAUCCUCAUCCUCGGCUCUUCUCUUCUUCAUCCCUACAUCCCCAGCCCUUGUCAGUGGCCAGGAAUCGCUCAUGGAGUCUGUGGGCAAGUUUGAGUUUAGUCGGAAAGACCUGAUCGGUCAUGGAGCUUUUGCUGUGGUCUUCAAAGGCAGACACAAAGAGAAGCAGGACCUGGAGGUUGCAGUAAAAUGCAUCAAUAAGAAAAACCUGGCCAAAUCUCAGACCCUUUUAGGAAAGGAAAUCAAAAUCCUGAAGGAGCUGAAACAUGAAAACAUUGUCGCCUUAUAUGAUUUCCAGGAAUUGGCCAGUUCCGUUUAUCUGGUCAUGGAGUAUUGCAAUGGCGGAGACCUGGCUGAUUACCUCCACACAAUGCGGACCUUGAGCGAAGACACCAUUCGACUAUUUCUCCAGCAAAUUGCGGGAGCCAUGAAAAUGCUGCACAGCAAGGGAAUUAUUCACCGAGACCUGAAGCCUCAGAACAUCCUUCUUUCAUGUACUGGAGGACGUAGGUCCAACCCCAACAAUAUCCGCAUUAAGAUAGCUGAUUUUGGAUUUGCAAGAUACCUGCAAAACAACAUGAUGGCUGCAACUCUUUGUGGAUCUCCCAUGUACAUGGCACCUGAGGUUAUUAUGUCCCAGCACUAUGAUGCCAAAGCUGACUUGUGGAGCAUCGGUACCAUCAUCUAUCAGUGCCUGACUGGCAAGGCUCCCUUCCAGGCCAGCAGCCCGCAGGACCUUCGUCUCUUUUAUGAGAAAAACAAGACCCUCACUCCCAACAUCCCGCGAGAAACGUCAAGUUAUUUAAAGCAGCUGCUUUUGGGACUUCUGCAGAGGAACCAGAAGGACAGAAUGGACUUUGAUGAAUUCUUCCAUCAUUCGUUUUUGGAUGCAGGCUCCUCCAUGAAGAAAUCUGCACCUGUGCCAAUGCCCUCUUAUCCCAGUUCAGGGUCUGGAAGCUCUUGCAGCAGUUCUUCCACAUCACACUUGGCAUCUCCCCCACAGUCACUUGGAGAAAUGCAACAGCUACAGGAGAAAACGCUGGUUUCUCCCAUGCCCGACUCUCCUGGCUUUCUUCAGGGUUUAAAGGAGUCUGGUGGAAGCAGCAGCAAAAACUCAUCUUGUGACACAGACGAUUUUGUUAUGGUGCCUGCACAGUUUCCUGGAUCUCAAGGUGAUAUUGCUGAAGCUACUACAAGCAAGCCUAUCCAGGAUACUUUAAUGUGUAGUGGUUCUCUGCUGACAUCAACGGGCCAGGAGAGCCACGCUCGAACGCCUUCCCCUACACCACUCUAUAGCUGCUCUCCCAGCCCAUCAAGACUGUCUCAGACAUCAGGAAGUAGGUAUGGGCAGUCAGUGCCCAUUCCAGUCCCAACUCAAAUUGACAAUUAUCGGAGGAUAGAGCAGAAUCUGCAGUCACCCACCCAGCACACCCCCCCUCAGAAAUUGAUUCCUUUCAGAUCUGGCAUGGUGAGAAAGUCCAGCAGUGCCAACCCAAUCAAUAUCAUGAGAGCUGGGAAUUCUCCUCCAUUCCCUGUAGAGUACAGCACUGCACCAGCUAGGAGGCUUUCGUUUGGAGGGGCAAAGCCGUACAUUCCCUCUCCACAGGUGGGGACUAUACCUGAACAACCUGUGCAAGAUUUUAGCUGCAGUCCUGGAGGAGCAGAACACAGAAACAGGAGUCCUGUUUAUGGCAUUCCGACACAGAGCUCCUGUGGAAUGGGAUCUCGUCAUAGCGCUCCUAACUUGUCAGAUUUGCAGCCAUGCCGGCAGAAAAUCAAGAAACAGCUUUCAGAUCCCAUAAUGCCCAAAGACACCCACACACCUCAAUGUUCCCCCCAACAGAUCCACAAUCUGCAGCCUGCCCGAUCUCUUAGGUCCUCCCCCAAGUUGUCCGAGUUCAUGCAGAGAAGCCCCCUUCCUACUAUACUGGGGUCACCAACAAAGAGUAUAUCACCAUUUGAGUUUCCCAAGCCAGGCAGCUCCCAAAACUUGCUAACUCUUCUAACUCAGCAAGGGAUGAUGGUUCCUCCAACCAGGAACAAGACUCUCCCAGACUUGAAGAAUGCUGUUCAUUACCAGUACCAGCAACCUGGUCUGGGUCUACGUCCUGUGGAAGAAGGGAAAGGUCCUUUUGGCAGGUCUCUUAGCACCGGCAGACUCACAGACCUCCUACUUAAAGCAGCAUUUGGAACCCAAGCUACUGAGAUUGGCAGCACAGACAGCCUCAAUGCAGAGAAACCCAUGGAAAUAGCAGCACCUUUAAUUGGCUAUGGAGGAAAUUUUCCCAGUGGGGCACAGGGCUCUCUCAGUCCAGCUCCUGUCAUCUUCACUGUGGGUUCUCCCUCUGAUGGCACAGCUACUACCCAAGCAGCCCGAACCCGGCUCUUCUCAGUUGGAUCUUCAAGUUCUCAAAGCUCAGCUGGCUCAUACACUGGCAGACAUGUUGUGGUUGGCGCAGGAGGUGAGACCUUUGAAGCUCCCUCCAGCCUCAGGUACACAUUUCCAGAAGCCACUACAGCAAAUGCUGAAGGAGUUGUGAUGUUUGAAGUUCCCGAGCUUCCUGAGGAGACGCUCAUGGAGCAAGAGCACACGGACACCCUCCGCAGCUUACGGUUCAGUCUGGCCUUUGCUCAUUCAGUCAUGGAGAUUGCCAGCCUCAAGGGAAGCUCUGUGGAUACCAGUGCAUCUGUCACAUCUGAGUACCAGAUGCAAGAGAGUGUCGUGGCCGAUCAGAUCAGCCUUCUAAGCAGAGAGUGGAGUUAUGCGGAACAGCUAGUUCUUUAUCUGAAAGCAGCAGAGCUUCUCUCGAAUGGGCUACAAACUGCCAUGGAGCAAGUCAAGACUGGUAAACUGUGUCUCUCGUCCACGGUUAAACAGGUGGUGAAGAAGUUGAAUGAACUGUAUAAAUCUAGUGUGUCCUCAUGUCACUGUCUUAACAUACGGCUCCAGAGGUUCUUUGCUGACAAACAGAAGUUGAUGGAUCGAAUCAACAGCAUCACAGCUGAGAAGCUUAUCUUCAGCUACACUGUCCAAAUGGUACAGUCGGCAGCUCUGGAUGAAAUGUUUAACCACAGGGAAGACUGUGUACAGAGGUAUCAUAAAGCUUUACUUCUGAUGGAUGGAUUGGUCAACUUCAUGACAGAUCAAGCAGAUGUGGACAACAUCAGCAAAUGUAAAUUUUGCAUAGAACGCCGACUAUAUGCGCUUCAAGGCAGCAUUUGCGCAUAAAGCUUUGUCUCCACCAUCUUCAAAUCUGCAUUUAUGGCUUACUCUAUAAAAAAACAUUGCAAGCACUGUGGCAGAGCUUCAGGUUUAUUCUAUUCUUCAGGCUCUUCACUAGCAUCAGACAAGGUGCAGAUUGUCCAGCGUCUAAAAUAGUGUGGCUCUCUAUCAAGUUGCAAAUUCCCUUCAACUGCUGUAAGAAUCUGAAACAUUGGAACUCUUCAUGAAUCUGAGUUAUGGAUCGUUUGCAUUACUAUGGCUAGAAUAGCCAUAAAGUUGUAAAAUGUUACUAUGCCACGAAAGUAGGACAUCUUUCCUACUGAACAGGAUAUGCAAAGUUCUGCAAUGCAACACGGUGUGUUAUUCCAGUCUGAUUCAUAUGGGUGUAUAGCCUGGUAGGCAGACUGUGAUGGAUCUUUACCUGGACCUGAAUUCAGAUGGUCUGCCAGGAGUAUAUUUCUCCCUCUGCACCACUGUGUAUGCUCCUUUAUCGUCAGCUGGUACUGAACGUUUAUAGUGCAGAGGUAUAUGUAAAUCUAUAUGUAAGUAGCUUGCACCUUGCUUUUAUUAUACUUCCUGCAGACAUCACUUUAAAUGUUUAUUUGCACAAUUCAGGAUUAGUGAAACUACUUUCUAGUGCUGUUGGUUGGAUCUACGUCCUUGUUCUCAUUUAUUAAGCACUAAUACAAUGUCUGAAUGAGGAGGACAAUAUUUGUACUGCACAAAGCUGAUCACAAACCAAUUGGGAAAUCCUCAAAAUGCUUGGCAAGUCUUGGAACUACAAAGAAUUUGCACAGAGUGAAAUCUUUCACAGACUUUAUAUCAUCCCAGCUACUGGCAAAGACUAUAUAUCUUAGGAUUUUUCCCAUAAUAAUACAUCUUUCUCUAUACAUGGCUAUAAAUCCUCUACCAGCCCCCUCUGGGCUUUUGUGUAAAUCGUGUGUAGAGUUUACUAAAACUAUUGGGGAGGUAUGCAACUGGUAAAUUUAUCCUGAAGAAUGAACUUUCUUGAAGAAAAAGAAACAAAUACAGAAGGAUCUGCUGAUCGCACAAGCAGAUGUUUCCAUUGGACAUUGUGCAGUGUUGAUGAAUAUCAGUUUGCUGCAUGUUCUUUUGAAAAAUAUAUAUACCUUGCACUUUAUUCCCAACCAAGCUUUGAGAACGGCAACCAAAACAAAGAAGGUGUGACCCCAAUAACGGCUGCGUGUAAUGGUGGGCUGUGCUAUCAGAGACUCGGAGGAAAGGUUACUAUUGGCCAAGGUUACUUCUGGUCUCAUUUCCUUUUUGUACUACACUACCAGUGUAUAUACUAUAGUGUACAUAAAGAUAUAUGUAUAUAAUGUAGAUUUUCUUGGACUGUAACUAGCAGUAAGUAUGGCUAAUCCCACAUUUGUCGCCGCUUUGUCUUCCUAUCAGCAAAAUGUUUGCUACAUUUUGUCAUCCCAAAUUGAUCCAUUUCUGUUCGCCAUGGAAUGAAUUAAUUUAACAAGAGCUGCCAUUCUUUUUUGUGUACCUGGACCUGUCUGACAACUGUCCUCGAAAGGUAGCUUUAGGUUCUGGCAUAUGGGACAGAGGACUGUAUCAUUCAUAGAAUAUACAUUUCAACAGAAAAAUUCCACGUGAAUUUAUUAAAGACUGACUUCUGUUUUUAUUCACUUUUUGGCCAUAAUACGUAAUCUGAAAAAAAAAUGAUAGUAAAUGCUGGCACAGACAAUAUUCUUGUAGUGGCCGCCAUUGGACCUACAUGGAGCUGCUACAAUGUAAUAAGGACUGCUAAGAUCCAGAAGUAUUAUGCCAUAACUCCUGGUUUACAGGUCUUGUUUUAGCAGUUGGUCAUAUUCAGGCAGUAGAUUGCUUAUUUUUUUCUGUUGGGUUUGUAUCACCUUGUGUUGUCAUACAUCUUUCUUGGGUAGUAAACAAUGGUAAGAUUUAUAGUAUUUUCACGGUGUUACCUCAGAUGGAGGCCGUGGGGGUCAUCAGGAGGACCCAAAACACAUGAGUACCUGUUUGAUGCAGUGUUGCAGCCAUGAUCUGGACGCUGGCCACAUCCUAUGUGUCUUUCAUAAGCAAUGGGUCAUUGAGCAUUGUGUGCAAUAACUUUGUUACAUAUGGAAUUCACAAAUGAUUGCUAUGUGCAACAAGAAAAUCAGUAGUUUGAUGUUCAUAAUGCUGGAAAUGUUGAGCUGAGCAUAAAGUUGUUGAAAAAUUGUACUUGGAAUAAGCAAAAGGAAGCUGUGAGCUUUUGUCAACAAUAUGGCAGUCUGGUAUGGCCAGCUUAAACGUUUAUUUUCAACCACUUAUAUAGCAUGAUCAUGCACCACUGCAUUUAAUUUUUUUGUCUCGAUACUUGAAUUUUUAUUUAAUGUUUUUGGUCAAUAAGCAUUAAACCCUUCAAUGCCCAAAUAGACUCAUUAAGGGUCGGCUUUCCAAAGGGAAAGCAGGUUUUCUCUGUACUAUCAUGACUUCAGGCCACAAGGGUUAUGUAGCGAUAUUUUAUUUGCCAUUACCUGGAUUGCAUUUUUCUCAAGUUUUUAUGUUGUCUGUUUCUUAAGAUUUGGUAUUUAUUGUGUGUUAGCCAAAAAAAA
Molecule: messenger RNA, 6209 nt
Organism: Rana temporaria (common frog)
Lineage: Eukaryota; Metazoa; Chordata; Amphibia; Anura; Ranidae
Gene: ULK1
Product: unc-51 like autophagy activating kinase 1
Exons: 28
Coding region: 475-3630 (1051 amino acids)
Biological process (GO): autophagy; protein autophosphorylation; positive regulation of autophagy
Cellular component (GO): autophagosome; cytoplasm
Molecular function (GO): ATP binding; protein serine/threonine kinase activity
Source: RefSeq, a predicted model, not a curated record